CGGCUGCCAGCCUUCAAGCUCUAAACAUUUCUGUGAAUUGUGACAUAAAAUCAUGGAAAUCUCGGUGUGUUCUCUAGCAGAAAAGCAAGAGAGCUAUCAAGAAGCAGCUAUUCGGAAACUGUACGACUCGCUCAAGGCUGAGCUUUCGAAGUCGUACACAGCUGUUCGAGAUGCCUACACAGUUUCAUCGCCUGGUGAGCCUGAUCGUGUCCCUAACAUGCUGGCUGAUCUUUUCGAAAAAGUCUCUGAUCCAGCACGAUUGCAUCGAAUGGCUGCCUUCGGAGCCGAAAGACAAUAUCUCAACGAGGUGCAUGAGCAAUAUUUCAAAGAUCAAGACGGUAUAAGCUCGAAUGUUCAACAUGUAGCUGCAUUCUCUUCGAAGCUUGCUCGGCGGAAAGAUCUAUGCGGUGUGUGUCUGCACGUCGCCAAGCAGAUAUCGAGUAUCUUGCUUCUUUUCAACAGCGGGUUAGAUUGGAAGUCUUACGUGAAUGAAUACUGGCCACCACGCCCUAUGCCAAGCGAUAUGACUCGAGAACAAUAUAUCGUUGGCAAUAGGUUUAUCCCACCCGAAGAUAUUAAUCCCGGUUUUAUGCUCCCGUACAACGUCGUUCAACACCACCAAUCAGCUCGCGAGCUUGUCAAGUCUGCUGAAACCUGUCCUCUAUGUGAACUGCUACGCGUGGCCUGUAUCAUGGACUCAUUUAGAGAGCGAGGAGAAGAAAAAGCUUACGAUCACUCGAGAGAACCACUAUCCCAAAUUCUUGGCAGCGUGAACAGAGGAAAGGGGAGCGCUUUAUUCGAUCGAAUCAAUAAUCAAAUUGCCCAAAGUGAUGAGCCAAUCUUUUUGAUGUUAUGGAAUCAAUCUAAUCCAAGACAGAGAUAUUCUACUGGUGGAUACAAAUUGGAUUACAUUCGGCUGUUGUGGAAGAGACUACCAGAGGAGGUGCUUCAGAUAGAGCGAAAGACAGUCUUCACGAGGCUUCAGGUAUUCAACUCAAAAGAUAACUCCACUCCAUAUCCAAAACUGACGCCUUAUGUAUCAUCACGCGAGCCAUUGUACGAUUCUGGCUCCACCCAGGCACUCGAUCUCAUCAGAGAGUGGGUCAAUAGAUGCCAAAAGGAUCAUCCUAAUUGCGUGAAGGCAAUAUCCGGCGAAAAUAUGAAUACUUCGGAUCUUCACCAGCUUCCUACUCGCCUGGUUGACCUGGGCCCACUCGAGUCAAAUCUCGAGCCACGACUAGUAAAUACAAAGGGCUAUCCGGAAGGGCAAUGGGUAGCACUAAGCCACUGUUGGGGCAAGCCAGAGAACCACCCACCUAAAACAACGCGAUAUAAUUUCGAGCAGAGACUUAACCAAAUCCCGUUAUCUUUGAUGCCCAAGACCUUUCUUGAUGCUAUGGCAGUGACUAAAGCGCUAGGUGUUCAAUAUAUCUGGAUCGACUCCUUGUGUAUCAUCCAAGACGACGAGGAAGACUGGCUUGCCGAAUCCAAACUUAUGGGAAGUGUAUACGAGAAAGCAUUCUUCACCAUCGCAGCUUCAUCUGCCCCAGACUCAAGAGGAGGGCUAUUUAUCCCCAGACCGUACGGCGAUCUUAAAGUCCCUACUGUUUCAAUCCCCUUUGAAGACCCGGUGACAAACGCUUCCGAGCAUUUUGACAAAUACUCCAUCGGACUUGAAUGGAGGCAAGAGCCUUUCAUGCAAGAACUAGACCCCAUGGACACGGCACUCUCGAAGCGCGGUUGGGCAACCCAGGAAUGGAUCCUAUCACGACGUACGAUUCACUUCCUCGACCGCGGGCUGGUAUGGGUCUGUAAGACUACUGCUGAAGCAGAAACAGGGUAUUUCGUGGUCGGCCGCGGUAUCCCCAUUCAAGAAUACAGCAACGCAUGGGGACAGAUUGUGCAAGAGCAUUCUGCUCGGCUGUUCACAUAUCAGCGAGACCGUCUUGUGUCGCUAGAAGGACUGGCGAGUAAGUUUAGGCAUUUCAAGCCGAAGGAUGACUGGUACGCUGCUGGAAUCUGGGGCAGCGACAUGCCGCUGCACCUACUAUGGAGCCCAAAAAUGCUUGCUUGGGAUAGAGACGGAAGGCCGUCUUGGAGUUGGGUGAGUUGUCCAAGUGAGAUCUGGUUUAGAAUCCGAGAGACGGCUACAAGACGCGACUGCGAGUCUUUUACGUCACGCUGUCAUGUUGAAGGGGCCGAUAUGGAGACCGGGGUACUGAAACUCAGGGCCAGGAAACGGGAAAUUGAAGCGCACAUGUUGCAAGAAUUCGACCUGGAGGAUGGACAUCGUUUUAUCCGAGGAAGAGCAAACCAUCACUUAGGUCACUAUAUUAAGAUCGUGGAUACCGACGAGGAGCCCUCUGGCUGGGCAGUCUUUGAUGAUGCGAAGCGCGGUGAAUCGGUUUUCAAGAAUCAGGAAGAUAAACGUGUGUUCUUCCUCUACUUGAGCGAUGUCACAUUCUCCACUGCUCCUCAUUUCGAGGCUUACGGGCUAUUACUAGCCAAAUCUUCAAUUGAAGAAGAAAAACAUGUCAGAAUUGGCAUUGCAGCUUUCUCAGAUAGUGCAUUGAUCAAGGAUGAGUCCGAGGAGGAUAUCGAGAUAAAGUAGAUGCUGUGUUGACUUCGCCUCAACAACCGAAGAAAUUUGCGGGUCCAGGUUCGUGGAAAAAAUGCAUAGGAAACCUUUGCAUGGGCAACGGAUAGUGAUCUGCAAGCAUGCAGGAGAACUGGGGGAAAUAAUUGUCACCCGAGAAGCUCAGGGUGGUGCCAUUUGUUUCGUUUGUCAACAAAUGCGCUUAGCCGAGGCCCACUCACCUUUCCAAUGUCAAAUUUAGUGAGGUGGGAAUGGUUUAGGGUCUGUUCAUUUAUCCUAGCCAACUAAAGCAAGCCUUCAUAUGGAACCCUCUAUUCUGCGUAUUCGGCAGCCCUACGCUGCUUGCCCGAAAUCAGAUAAAUCGCAGCUCUCAUCUCCAAAAGUGGGUCGUCGGAUGGUCCAACACCCUCCACACGCGGAAUAGGAUCGAAGAUAAUGUACUUCUGUUCCUUCAGAUUCUCCGGAACAACAGCGUCGAGUGUGAACUUUCCAAGUUCAACGAUAGGCCUGUCGGCAGGCCAGUGAACAGUCGCAUCGUCUGUCACAUCCCCUUCGGUUGCAACCUGCGCAACGAGCUUGAAUCCAAUAGGUGCACUGGCAACACGAGCCUCAACCUCCUCUUGAAGAUAGUUUGGACCUUUUUCCUUCACGGCCUCGGCAUCCAGACUCUGCACACCCGCGUCCGGAACAAACUGGUAGCGAAUGAAAGUCUCUUUUCCAGCAGCAUCGAUGAGCUUGAAAGCUGUAACACUGAAGUAUUUCAGUGUAGCGAAGCUGACUGGGGGUGGCUUUGGAGCCUGCACGAAUGCCAUAGCAGGUGGGUGAGAGCCGAGAAAUUCUCCGGCAGUGCCUCCCAUCAGAGCCUGCAGGAACUCGAGGAACUCAGCGCCGGUACGAGUUGGGAAGAAGUCUACUGAGUGACUGAUAACAUCUGUGUGUUUGCGGUCUCCGAGAUGGAAACGGAUUGCGAUUCCUCGUGGGUCGCCAUUGGGAUCUGUGUCGGGAAUGUUGGGGAUUCCGGUGGAGUUGGAAAAGCGUACCCAAACUGGCGUGCUUGGUUUGUUGAAGUGUGGUGCUAUGCUCAGUUUCUUAGCUUCCUCAGAUGGCGUGAAUAUUCCACUGAAGAUCUUUCCUUUGGCAUGAGCUAGAACAAUUGUUAGAUCUGUGAUGACGAGUAAGUUUUGGACAAUGCUUACCUGGUCGGUAACCAGCGUGUUUUCCAAACACAGAUUGAAAUCCAGCCACUAUAUCGGCAGCUGUCUUCAUCAAAACUUCAUCACUUGGGAAAGGCAUUUUUGCUUGGAAACUUUUGUGUUGGGGUUCGAUGCGCGACUCUCUGUUGGCAUGUAGUCGCUGGAGAGGUUCCUUUCCUCGGGCUUUAUAGGAGUCGAACCUGUAUCCUCGUCGUUAUAGCUCAAAUACUGACUACGCAGGAAACAUGGCGGCUGAUUUUGGUCAUCCUAUCUGGUUCGUUGUGAUUACUUUCUCAAAUAGAUCCAAUUAUCAUUGGUCAGCGUUUGUUACUACAAGAGCAUUAAUAAUCUCGCCUGCAUAGUCGGGACAAUUGCUAAG
This is a messenger RNA of Cadophora gregata, 4168 nucleotides long. RefSeq lists its product as uncharacterized. The transcript has 2 exons. The record is from RefSeq and is a predicted model, not a curated record. The coding region runs from base 53 to 2611 and encodes 852 amino acids. Lineage: Eukaryota; Fungi; Ascomycota; Leotiomycetes; Helotiales; Ploettnerulaceae.